Messenger RNA from Trichoderma harzianum CBS 226.95, 717 nucleotides. RefSeq lists its product as hypothetical. Bases 1 to 717 code for a protein of 238 amino acids. Lineage: Eukaryota; Fungi; Ascomycota; Sordariomycetes; Hypocreales; Hypocreaceae. The record is from RefSeq and is a predicted model, not a curated record. The transcript is spliced from 3 exons.
AUGAAGUACUCUGUCGCUGCCGUCUCGGCCUUUGUUGCCGUCGCUCUCGCCAAGCCCGAGUUCCUCAACUCUGCCUUCCAGGUCCAGGAGGGCAAGCCCUUUACCCUCGAGUACUCUGGCUGCUCUUCUGGCUGCGAGAUUGUUCUCCAGACUGGUGCUAGCACCAACCUGAAGGACGUCAAGGUUCUUGCUUCUUCUGCCACCGGUUCCUCCACCACCGUCACCCUGGAGGACAUCCCUUCUGGCAUCUACAGCUUCAAGAUCACCGACAAGAGCGGCGAGAGCAACUACAGCCAGCAGUUCUCCUACCAGGGCAGCGGCAAGGCCGUCUCCAGCGCCUCAUCUGCCACCAGCGCUGCUGAGUCCAACACGGCUGCUCCCACCUCCGAGACCACCACCGCUGAGCCCACCAGCACCAAGGCUUCCUCCACCAAGGAGCACUCUACCACCACGCUGGUCAAGUCAACCACUGCUCACUCCACCACCGAGGAGGCCUCGAGCACCACCGCCCACUCUUCCAUUCCCCCCAAGCACAACUCCACCACGGUUGCUCCCACACACGCGGCUACAACCACCACUGGAAGACAAACCACUGCUGCUUCUACUUCCUCAAACCCCGCCAUUACCACUGUUCCUCCCGGAAGCGCCGCUGGCCGCCUCUCUUCUCCCCUCGCCCUCGUUGCCGGCGUUGCCCUCGCCAUUGCCUUCUUCUCUUAA